This is a messenger RNA of Meloidogyne enterolobii, 1181 nucleotides long. NCBI's taxonomy places the organism in Eukaryota, Metazoa, Nematoda, Chromadorea, Rhabditida, Meloidogynidae. The record is from the annotation of a GenBank genome assembly.
GACUACAUACUAUGCGAGAUUUUGAUGUAAACGUUGAGCCUCUCAGUUUUCGAUUGAAUUCUAAUGGUUUAAUUGUUAAAUGGCCAGGAAAUGUUGUUAGUUGUUAUAAACAGAGAUGGCUGCGAACUCAUUGCCCUGGCAGCAAAGAAGUUAUAGAGAAGAGACGACAAAUUUAUCUUGGUCGUGAAUGCAUUCGUCUCUGGGAAGAUGGAGGACCAACGAGCAAAAAUCAUUUCCAGUUUUCCCAUCAAUCGUUUUUGGAAGAUGACAAAGUAAGAGAAAAAGAAAUGGGUGGUUUGUUACAAGUAGAAACACGUUUUUGUGGUUCUUUGGGACUUUUGGUAUUACAUGAUUUUCACAAGUCAGUUUGUGUGGAUGGCAUUGGAGUACUCAGAGGGCAGGAAUAUGGUCCAAACUUAAGAACUGAAGUUUUUUCAAGUAUAAUUCGACGUAUUGGGAUGGUACAACCUACACAUUUUGGUGAAACUUUUGAAGUCUGCCCUAAACCGGAUGCAAGUAACAUGGCGUAUGCAAAUACUGGAGAACUUCCCUACCACACAGACUUUCCAUCUCUACAAGAUCCACCACAACUUCAAUUGCUUCAUAUGUGUAAACAGUCCGAAUGUGGUGGAGGGAAAAGUAUGUUUGUUGAUGGAUUUUCUAUUGCUAGAGAGAUGUCAUUAAAAUACCCUAAAGAAUACCAAAUUCUCAGUGAUUAUCCUUUGGAAUUUAUCGAAGAAGGUUAUGAUGUUCACAAUGUUAAAGGCUUUCAAGACAAGGAGGAAAGGGUUGAUUUUUCUAUGGUAGCCAGGCAUAAAACGUUCAAAACCGAUGAAUCUGGACUUAUACAAGUACAAUUCGGAAAUGUUAUGAGAAGCUGGUUUUUGGACAUGGCUGCAAAUGACCCUUUACUUGUUCAAAAUAUUUAUUCUUCACUUAAGUUGUUCACUGAAUUGUGCUAUUUACCUGAAAAUCAACUUAUUUUCUCGCUUAAUUCUGGUGACACAGUUCUUUGGGCCAACACAAGAAUUCUUCAUGCUCGUAGUGCUUAUAAUUUAAUUGGAAUACCUGAAAGGGAGCGUCAUCUACUUGGAUGCUAUUUUUCUUGGGAUACAAUAAAAUCAAAAAUUCGUCUAAUCAGAAGACAAUUAAAACUGGAGGAGGAUCAAGAAACACUUUAA